AGUUGUCGGCAAAAGCUCUCCAUAUUCGAUGUUACCAUCCCUCCAGAAUUGAUAAAGGAGAAGCAAAGUGAAAAGAACCUGUGUUAGCAAAUAACUCCCUACUGUCUUAUAGUGAAAACGUUUGGAAUUGUGAUAAUUUCCAUCCUAAUGGACAGGUUGCCAUUAUUACCCAUUAGAGGUUAGAAUUGAAACUGAAGAUGUAAACCGUGAUAUGUUACAAAGUGAACAAAAAAACUAGUCGACGUUUUCAAUCGGAGUGUUCCAUUAAUGGUUAACGGUUAUCUGUCAGCGGAGGCUGGACACACUUAUUCAUCCACUAGAGAUAAAGCAAAUAUGUUCUACCGAAAAUGUAGGGAAAAUACAAAGUGGACUGGGGAGAACGCAGUGAAAUUAUAAAACCGUAUUUAACUGAAGGAAUCAUCGUGAUCGAGAUUCCAAGUACAAUCCGUUCUGUUUCGGUUACUGUGGGGAACCAUACAGUUUCUUUCCUCCCUCGAUAUCAAAAUGAUGAUGUCUGUUGCGUGACACAAUGUCAGAAAGAAGAAAGGCGGACAAGAAAGCCGUUAGUAUUUUGUAUCUCUUUGAGUUGGCAUGGAAAUGACGUCAAUGAGAUGAAUGAGAGAGAAGAGCUGUUUGAUAGUAGAGGAAAAAUGAAGGGAACAUUUAUAACGAAGAGAAUAGUAAACGUGUGAUUUUUUUUCAUGGUUGAAUAUGUUGUUUCCCCUGAAUCGUGUGACCAUCGAUUUCUCGAUAGUAUCCGGCCGGUGAUUGCCAGAAGGCUGGAGAAGAGUUCCAGAUUUGGGAUAAAAUUUAAUAAAGGAAAACUAAAACAACAAGAACAUAUUACAAGUGGAUCAGCUUGAGUAUUAUGGACAAAGUACUGAUCUUUUUGGUGGGAAGUAAUUCCAACGAUAGGAGGAAUAAGGAAAUGUUAGGAAGCAGAAAGGAAAUUCGAGAACGAAAACCAUCUAAAGGCCAGGCGGUUCUCAUCCAGGCUAAUGGUACGUCUGAGUGGUGUGCCGUCACUUUGAAAAAUCUUCAGAAACCAGCAGUAUCCCUUUUAGCCCCUCUCUGGGUGCUUUACUGAGGACGAAGAAGGUUGCCUCGUCCAGAAAUAAAGUUCACUCAUCGUCGUGUUCAAUUUAAAUCGAUAUAAAUGCGGCUGAAAGAGUCACAUGGUAACUAGCAGCCUUGGUAUAAUUAUGAGCUGAGUGGAGCUUUAUCUUGAGAAAACAAUAGAGCUCUAAUCGGGGAGAGAGGAGAAAUUCAACAAAUGUCAUCCAAGAUUUUCCUAGAAUUUUUGGAAUUGAAAAAAUGGAGAGCUAAGAACUUGAGAAUUUAAUGCAAUACUCAAAAGGAAUGAGAAGAUAGAAGAAACGAGAAGAUAAUAGUCUAGGCGUUCGUUAUCGCAACUGAUAAUUAGGAACUUCAGCGAGUUGAGACACGGAUCAUCCAAGAAACGGAAAAGGAAAAGGAGGCGCUCUAAGAAAGGCUUGAAUACAUUGGAGAGCAGCUAAUGGCGCGGAGAAUAAACAAGGAGAAAAGUGAAAAAUGAGGGGUUUGAAAAUUUGCACCGAGAAAUCAUAAAUUUACGGAACUGAAAGUUUUUUUGUUGGAACACGUAUAAAGAGGAUAGGAGGGAUUGGGGACUUUGAUUAUCCAACAAUAAACGCAUCGACCUCAGUUGACACAUCGCAAAUGUGAUCCUAGCGGAGUGCGGGGUCAAGGCGCUAAGCCUGGAAGACUCGUCAGGCUUAGAGGGUGAUAAAGGAUCAAUGAUGAGAAUUUUCUGUGUUACUAACACACGGAGAAUAUUAUACGGCGUUAGGACUCAUAUACGUAUUCAUUUGUUAUCAAUGAUGGUUUACAAUGGUUCUUGAUUCAGUGAAAUAAUAUCAAACACUGUGAACCGUGUAGACAUUCUCCUGAGUCCAGUCUCUACGAAGAGAAAAAAAUCUAUUAUCAAAUAAUUAAACAUGGUUGAACGUUGGACACUUAUUUUACCCCUGCUGAAUGUGUUCGUGUAUCUUCAGAGUGGCAGGGUAACAUCAAAAACAACGCCAGAGAGAGAGGCCAUUCUCAUACCUGGGGAUAUAGUUCUCGGUGGACUUUUUCCCGUUCAUGAUAAGGGAGAAUUUACGUGUGGAUCCAAAGUUUAUAACAGAGGAGUGCAGAGACUUGAGGCCAUGCUUUUUGCUGUUGAUCAGAUUAAUCAGGAAAAUAAAAUAUUGCCCGGUAUUUCACUCGGUGUUCAUAUACUUGAUACGUGCAGCAGGGACACGUAUGCACUCAAUCAGAGCCUACACUUUGUGAGAGCCUCGUUAUCGAAUCUAGACAUUAGUAUACUCGAGUGCACUGAUGGCUCAACACCUAAGGUCAGGAACACAGCCAGUGCUGGACCAAUUUUUGGAGUCAUCGGAGGAUCCUACAGUUCAGUGUCACUCCAGGUGGCCAAUCUCCUGCGGCUAUUUCACAUCCCCCAAAUAUCACCGGCCUCAACAGCAAAAGCACUGAGUGAUAAAACAAGAUUUGACUAUUUCGCCCGUACGGUACCACCAGAUACCUUCCAGUCAAUUGCACUUGUAGAUGUCGUUAAGAGUGCUAAUUGGUCAUACGUAUCGACGGUUUACUCCGAGGGAUCCUACGGUGAAUAUGGUAUCGAGAUGAUGGGGAUGUACGCAGUUUGCGAACGAACUGAAAUAACUAUAUUUAGACACUCGGAGUAUACAACGAUUAUUGAGGAGGUUUUUGUGCUAGUGUAUCCAUCCCAUCAAUUGUACGACAAUAGCUGCAUCGUAUUAGAGUACCUUCUCAGCGAUUUAUAAAUGGUAAAAUUUUUCAGUGUUCAAGGGAUCCAAAAUUUCCAUCAUAUGUUUUCAGCAUGUUAAAAAAUUUUCACUAAAAUUUGAAGUAUUUUGUCUGUGGCAUUUUUGAUAAUAAAUAUUUUGAAAAAUUCA
Messenger RNA from Diachasma alloeum, 2957 nucleotides. RefSeq names its product metabotropic glutamate receptor. Lineage: Eukaryota; Metazoa; Arthropoda; Insecta; Hymenoptera; Braconidae. The transcript is spliced from 7 exons. Gene Ontology annotation, cellular component: membrane. Gene Ontology annotation, molecular function: group II metabotropic glutamate receptor activity. The record is from RefSeq and is a predicted model, not a curated record. The coding region runs from base 1977 to 2825 and encodes 282 amino acids. Gene Ontology annotation, biological process: G protein-coupled glutamate receptor signaling pathway; regulation of synaptic transmission, glutamatergic.